This is a messenger RNA of Cladophialophora immunda, 1916 nucleotides long. RefSeq lists its product as uncharacterized. NCBI's taxonomy places the organism in Eukaryota, Fungi, Ascomycota, Eurotiomycetes, Chaetothyriales, Herpotrichiellaceae. The transcript has a single exon. The record is from RefSeq and is a predicted model, not a curated record. Bases 6 to 1916 code for a protein of 636 amino acids.
UCUCAAUGUUGCACCAUCUUCCAAACUCCAGGCUGUGUCUUUUCUUUGACGGCCUAGACGAGUAUCGCAUGAUUGACAGGGAAGGUCAAUACAAGGAAGAACAGCUGGACUUGAUGCACGACGGCUCUGAUGAUGAUGAAGCCUGGAGCGAAAGCUCCUGGAUCCUGAACGGAUACAGGCAGAUCGCAAAGUUGCUUUGCAAGUUCACCAGCUACCGAAAUGUGAAGGUCUGCAUGUCUAGUCGAGAAUUGGGUGUAUUUGAAAAUGCAUUCAAAGGUUUUCCCAGGCUCCAUGUGCAUGAGCACACCGCUGACUCUAUCGCGAAAUAUUGUCAGAACCGUCUGGCAGAGGAUGCCUCGGAUCUCACAGAUCGGUCAGAAUUUGUGUGCUUGAUAACCCAAGCAUCACGUGGGGUAUUCCUCUGGGUUAGCAUCGUGGUUCAGUUAAUCAUCGAUGGAAAUACAGAUGGCGACUCGAAAGAAGAACUCAUGAAGACCCUCAAAUGCCUUCCUCGAAAGCUUCGUGGAAAAGAUGGUCUCUAUAUGCACAUGAUGCAGAUCGUCAAGCCGAGCUAUCUGCCUGAGGCGAAGAGACUGUUUCAACUUGUGAUGGGAUGGUCCAAAGUCGACAGCGAGGGUCCUCUCGACAUUAUAACUUUAUUCCUCGCCGAGCCAGGGCAUCUAGAAGCAGAAAAUGGCAAAAGAUUAUUAGUACAAGACGAUGAUUUUUGCCCUAAAAGCUGGGCAGAAUCGCGGCCUCGGUGGGAAAAGCUGCAGCGCCGUCUUAAGAGUCGAUGCGGGGGACUUCUUGAGGGAACGGAUGAGGUACAGUUCAUGCACCAAACCGCCAAGGAGUUCAUGUCCAGACCCAACAUCUGGGAAUCAAUAUUUCGAAAUUCUGCAGGCUUUGAUUCCGAUUUGGACACCAAUUUUGCCUUGCUGAGCGGAUUAAUUCGACGUAUGAAAUGCUGUGGAGAAGCGGCAUUCGAGCCAGAGUAUAUUAGGACUCUGUGGGAUUCCAAUGGCCACUCAACAUUCAACGACACGACAACCGAUCUUUUCACAAGAGUUGAAAUCCCCAAGCGAAGCUUCGAGCUCCUUUCCUCCGCACUUAGUAUCGCCUACUUUCUUUCAAGCUCAAGUGGUCAUUUUGGCGACGACUACGUAAGCCUUCUCGACGAGUUAGACACUGUCAGCAAUCAACUCACCGAAAAUUUGAGAGUCUCACUAUCAGAUACAACAGGAGUGCCCUCUGUCGCAGAUAUGAGCUGGCUUAAGACAUAUUUCGAGCCACUACAAAAACUAUACGGUGAAACACCAAACGGCGCGACUAUCAACAAUAUGUUGGAGCUUGCGACUGUACGCGACUCCAUUCCAUAUAUAGAGGCAAAAGUAAGAGGUAAGGGUGUUCCUCUAUCUCAACUACAGCUUCUACUUCCAUUAGCGACGCGUACUGUACGCCUGCCAUUUCGAUUUGACCGGGGCACCAGUCUGCUGGGAUACCCCUGCCCCGAAGCUGCGGAGUUAUUUCUCGAAGAGGGCGCCGAUCCAAACUGUCGAGAUUUGACUUUGCCCGAUGAUAUGUUAUCAGAGGAAAGUUGUACUGCGUGGACCGGUCUACUCCGGGACCUUUUGGAAUGUUCCCUGGAUAUAGAUUCGCAACUGCGAGCCUUUAUCGCCACUGCCAAAGUUCUCCUCAAGUAUGGAGCCGACCCUACCGUGCAGUUUCAAAGGAGGGUCAAGGGCAAGAAUGAUAUGGCCAUGGAGAGUGUCACGCCGGAGAUUAUCAUUAAGAUGGCCAUGGCUAAGUGGCCUGGUUAUCAGAAGGAUUUUGCCAAAAUCCUGGAACUCCUGAAUCAAGCGAAGGCUAACUGGAAUGGCGGCGCGGCAAGUAGGGAGCAAGAGGAAGGCCCCUGA